This is a messenger RNA of Schizophyllum commune H4-8, 633 nucleotides long. RefSeq names its product mitochondrial import inner membrane translocase, subunit Tim17/22. The record is from RefSeq and is a predicted model, not a curated record. Gene Ontology annotation, cellular component: mitochondrial inner membrane; TIM23 mitochondrial import inner membrane translocase complex. Gene Ontology annotation, molecular function: transmembrane protein transporter activity. The transcript has 5 exons. Gene Ontology annotation, biological process: protein import into mitochondrial matrix. Lineage: Eukaryota; Fungi; Basidiomycota; Agaricomycetes; Agaricales; Schizophyllaceae. The coding region runs from base 37 to 516 and encodes 159 amino acids.
CGCCCAUCCGCUGCUUCCCGUGUCGCGCUCGUCAUCAUGGCAUCCCAGGACCACUCGAGAGAUCCCUGCCCAUGGGUCAUCCUCAACGACUUCGGCGGCGCCUUCGCCAUGGGUGCCGUCGGUGGUGGUAUCCUCUACUCCAUCAAGGGUGCGAGGAACUCCCCUCGGGGGGAGCGCCUCGCCGGUGCUAUUUCGUCCAUGAAGGCCCGUGCCCCAGUCACGGGCGGUAACUUUGGCGUCUGGGGUGGCAUGUUCUCGACGUUUGACUGCGCCGUCAAGGGCGUACGACAAAAGGAGGACGCGUGGAACGCGAUUAUCUCUGGCUUUAUGACUGGUGGAUGCUUGGCAGCACGGAGCGGUCCCCGAGGCGCUUUCGGCUCAGCAGUAGCUUGUGGUAUCCUACUAGGAGUGUUCGAGGGCUUCAACGUACUGCUCAACAGGGUAUUCAGCGAGGGCCAGCGGCCACAGAUGGCACCAGCACCACUGCCUGCACCGAUGCCAUCCUCCCAGUCAUAACCCAUCUAGACCUACAUUGCCACCUCAUGAUUACUACACUAUACGUCGCAUGCUACCACACUGUGUCAUUAAUCCACCAUUCUCUGCAAAAAAGCUGUAUACCCAUGCGAUUCCCAA